GGAAUUCUUUCUUAAUUUUAUUAAUGGCUACAAAAGUUUUAAUGUCAGGAAUACAACCGACUGGAACAAUGCACAUUGGAAAUUAUUUGGGUUUCCUCAGGCAUUUUGUCAAAUUGCAGGAAAGUGAAGAUUACGAUCGCCGGAUAUUAAAAAUUGCUGACUUGCAUGCUAUUUCUACGGGUUUUGUGCCAUCUAGAAAGCUUAGGGAGCAUAUUUGUCAAACAUUGGCUAUUCUUCUUUCCACUGGUGUUGAUCCCUUCAGAACGAUAAUAGUUCAACAAAGCAGAGUGCCUGAACUUACCGAAUUGAUGUGGAUAUUGGGAACUGCAACUACUUUGCCUUCACUUACUGGCCUCAGUCAAUUUAAAGACAAAUCAAAAAGCUUGAAGGCUGUCCCAGUCGGGCUAGCCACAUAUCCUCUUUUGCAAGCAGCCGAUGUGCUAGGUUACCAUUCUUCUCAUGUUCUUGUUGGGAGUGAUCAAAUACAGCAUUUGGAGUUGCUUAAAGAGAUAACGCGGUCUUUCAACAGUAAAACGGGCGCAGAAUAUUUUUCAAUUCCUCAACGGGUGCAUACUUCUUGUCCAAAAAUCAAAAGUCUGUGUGAUCCAAUGAUUAAAAUGAGCAAAUCUGAUCCUAAAAUUAAAUCAUUUAUCAGUCUUGUGGAUUCUAAUGAAGUGGUUAUCGAGAAAAUAAAAUCAGCGCUGAGUGACUUCAAUCCAGAAAUUACUUUUGAUCCAGAAGACAGGCCUGCUGUCAGCAAUUUGGUUUCUUUUUUUACUUUAGGCAUUGGACUUACAAGGGAACUUUUCGAGUUGUGAGUCAAAUUUUUGUAUUUUUUGGUACUAAUCGAUGGGCUGGGGUGAGAAAAAAGUCUGGGGUUCGGGUUGGUUUUCAAAGUUUUCUUCGCGUUCGGGUUGAGAAAAUGCCUGGUUGGAUUUAGGGUCG
Molecule: messenger RNA, 945 nt
Organism: Meloidogyne enterolobii
Lineage: Eukaryota; Metazoa; Nematoda; Chromadorea; Rhabditida; Meloidogynidae
Source: the annotation of a GenBank genome assembly